UCUCUGAGCUCUUCCAGGGCUCUUGGGGUUGCAAGAAAGCACUUCCAGGAGCGGCAAAGUGAAAGCAAGUCCUUCCAUCCCAAGAGACAGAUCACCACCCCACAAAUGGAUUUCAUCUGACUGAGUAGCCCCGAUUGCUGCUAUUCAUCAUGGACAUUGUGGUCAGAGUACAGAAAAUGUUAAUAUUUUCACCAUCUCCGCAUCUAAUCAAGACAAAUGCAGAGUCACCGUAUCUGCACAUAGCCAAGACUAAUGCAGAAAGAUAAGAUAAGUUUUCACAUUUCAACAAAACUGGCGUUGGCAUCUCAAACAAGAAAGAAUCAUGAUGCUCUUUUAAAGCCCUUGACUAAUAUGCUUUGGUAAAGGUAUGAACAAGAAGGUCUUUUAUGGGAUUGAGAAACUAAACGCCGAUAAGAAUGCCCAGAAGAGGUUUAAUGCUUCAAGCCAGAACCCGAUGGCUGUUGGUGGGCCUUGCUGUACUCUUCAGCUUGCUGCUAUUUAUGUACCUUCUUGAAUGUGCUCCACAGACAGACGGAAACUCAUCUCUCCCCGGUAUUGGGGAGAAUUAUGGGAAAGAGUAUUAUCAAGCGCUCCUUCAGGAGCAGGAAGAACAAUAUCAAACUCGGGCUACCAGCCUGAAGCGCCAGAUUGCCCAGUUAAAGCAAGAGCUGCAAGAGAUGAGUGAAAAAAUGAGAUUAUUACAAGAAAAAAAGAGUCCAAGAACCAAUGGCAUGGGCUACCAAGGCACCAAAGACCAAGUACCCAGUGAUCUCCUAGAAUUUCUUCACUCCCAAAUUGACAAAGCUGAGGUAGGCACAGGAGCCAAGCUCCCCAGCGAAUAUGGCGUCAUCCCCUUUGAAAGUUUUACAUUAAUGAAAGUGUUCCAGCUGGAGAUGGGCCUCACGCGUCACCCAGAGGAAAAACCUGUCCGGAAAGACAAAAGAGACGAGUUGGUGGAAGUUAUUGAGGCUGGCUUAGAAGUUCUCAAUAAUCCUGAUGAAGAAGAUGAACAGGAGGACGAUGAUGGCCCAAAUGGGGAGAAACACAUAUUCAGUGAAAAUGAUUUCGUGGAAGGAUACUACCGCACUGAGAGAGAUAAAGGUACACAGUAUGAGCUAUUUUUCAAGAAGACAGACCUUAUGGAAUACAGACACGUCACGUUAUUCCGACCCUUCGGACCUCUCAUGAAAGUGAGGAGUGAAACUAUUGACAUUACCAAAUCAGUGAUUAAUAUCAUCGUCCCCCUUGCGGGCAGAACUGAGGCAUUUGCACAAUUUAUGCAAAAUUUCAGGGAUAUAUGUAUUCACCAGGACAAAAGGAUUCACCUCACAGUGGUAUAUUUUGGUGAAGAAGGACUUUCUGAUGUCAAGAACAUUCUAGAGUCUGUUGUUAGUGAAACAAACUUUCACAAUUACACACUGGUUUCACUGAACGAAGAAUUCAAUCGUGGACGCGGCCUAGAUGUCGGUGCCAGAGCCUGGGAGAAGGGCGAGGUCUUAAUGUUCUUCUGUGAUGUUGACAUAUAUUUCUCCAAAGAGUUCCUAAACAGCUGCCGUUUAAAUGCUGAACCAGGCAAAAAAGUGUUUUAUCCUGUGGUGUUUAGCCUUUACAAUCCUGCUAUUGUUUAUGCCAGUCAAGAUGCGCCACCACCAGUGGAUCAGCAAUUGGUCCACAAGAAGGAUUCUGGCUUCUGGCGAGAUUUUGGCUUUGGAAUGACUUGUCAAUAUAGGACAGAUUUCCUGACUAUUGGGGGAUUUGACUUGGAAGUGAAAGGCUGGGGAGGAGAAGAUGUCCACCUUUAUAGGAAAUACUUGCAUAGCGACCUCAUUGCCGUUCGGACCCCAGUUCCCGGCCUUUUCCACCUUUGGCACGAGAAGCACUGUGCCGAUGAACUGACUCCCGAGCAGUACCGUAUGUGCAUCCAGUCCAAAGCCAUGAACGAGGCUUCUCACUCUCAUCUUGGAAUGCUCGUCUUCAGGGAGGAGAUAGAGACUCAUCUCCGUAAACAGGCAUUUCGGUCGAACAGCGAAGCAGUGGGUUGAAGGAGAACGAUCCUACCGAAUGAUAGUAAACCUGAACUUGGAACCAGCACUACUCAACAGCCUUAACGUUCAAACUGCAGUGCCUCUUUGAAGAAGUAUUUUCAAGUUGUUCUUUGCACAGUAUCUUUGUUGGACACAUCUCUCCCUUAAUAGUUUUGUCACUUGAUAUAAGAGGAAAAGUGUUUAGGUCUUUGGUGAGUUUUAAGAGAAUUCAGCAGGGAACCCAGCAGGAGUCUCAUGUUGCUUCACUUGCAGAAAGUCCCUCAGACUUACAUUCAUGUCAAAAUAAGUAUUGCACUAAGUGAAUCUGAUUUGAUUCUGCUCUCUAGUUGAUAACGGCAAUAAAUAGAUUAUUUCUAUUUAACAGCAAAGCAAUUAAACAGUGAUGGAGGAACCCAGUUACUUUAAGGUUAGCCUUGUAUUUGUCACCGGUUUUUCACAAGUCCUUCUUGGAAUGCUGCUCUUUUGGAGAAUAAGAACCUGAAGGAAUUGGCAAAUGAAAUCGUCUACUUAAACUCUCCUUGCAAGGCAAGGGAAAAGCAGAGAUUAAAACUCACCACUGCAAGUUUUCUGAUCUCUGUUUGACUGAGUCUCUAAAAUAGCUUUUAGCUGUCAGUGUUCAAUUCACUGAAGUACUUUUUGCUUUAAACUUGAAUCACAGGCUGUUUAGCGAUGUGAAUUGUCAUUACAUUGUCAUCGUUACAUCGCUAGCCGUCAAGAGAAGUUGAACUCGGACUGAGUCGCAUCCAAGGGCAAAUAAAGUGUGCAAAAAAAAAAAAGGAGAAUGAAACAAGGACAGGUUUGAAGUGAAACUAAAUUGAAACAUAUCAAAGUACCAUUAUGAACCCAAAUGGCAUUUAUAUAGGAUGGGCCCAAAUAAUCAGUUUUGCAUGUUUCGGAAUAUAUAAGGACAAGCAUUUUAGAGCCGGGUUUCCUUGCCUCACAUCGUGGAAUGCAUUUUUUUAAAUAUCUUUGAAGUUCAGAAUAGUAAAAUGCAUCGAUCGAAAGAGGAAACUUACUCCAUCCCCUCCUAAUUUAGAGAUUAGGAUCCUAAAAUGUAAUGCGACCUUUUAAUGUAACUCAUUCUAAUCCAGUGGCUAGGUUAAAAUUUAAUCAACCGAAGUUGGUUUUAGUCAUCUCUUAAAGUGUGGAAAGUGCAUUGUGCAAAAUAUUUCUCGACAUUGAUUGUUAAUGUACAUAAAUUGCCUUUUGUGUAAUGUAUUGUGAGGACUCUGUGUGUGUGUGUGGGGGUGUGUGUGUGCGCACUUGUGAUGCUUGAGAUGAGAGAAUGUGAUCAAGUGCAAAGUAGCCUGAAGCUGGUUCUAUGUCAGAAUCAAGUACUCCUCUGCAUUUUAAACAGCUUUUUAUUUAAGUACUGAAGUGGAAACAUUACUGUUUUGAUAUUGUACGGUACCAAUAAAAGUAUUUUUAUUACCUGCA
Molecule: messenger RNA, 3482 nt
Organism: Ornithorhynchus anatinus (platypus)
Lineage: Eukaryota; Metazoa; Chordata; Mammalia; Monotremata; Ornithorhynchidae
Gene: CSGALNACT2
Product: chondroitin sulfate N-acetylgalactosaminyltransferase 2
Exons: 8
Coding region: 417-2042 (541 amino acids)
Cellular component (GO): Golgi cisterna membrane
Molecular function (GO): glucuronosyl-N-acetylgalactosaminyl-proteoglycan 4-beta-N-acetylgalactosaminyltransferase activity
Source: RefSeq, a predicted model, not a curated record